This is a messenger RNA of Anopheles bellator, 1256 nucleotides long. Its product is annotated as zinc finger protein 239-like. The transcript has a single exon. Gene Ontology annotation, molecular function: RNA polymerase II cis-regulatory region sequence-specific DNA binding; DNA-binding transcription activator activity, RNA polymerase II-specific. Gene Ontology annotation, biological process: regulation of transcription by RNA polymerase II. The annotation marks the transcript as partial. The record is from RefSeq and is a predicted model, not a curated record. Lineage: Eukaryota; Metazoa; Arthropoda; Insecta; Diptera; Culicidae. Gene Ontology annotation, cellular component: nucleus.
UUUAUUCGAGGUAGAGGAAAAUCCAAUUUCAAUCAAAUCAGAGUACGAAGAGGUCGAUGGACAGCAUCAGCAAACAAAUGGUGAUGUUCUGGAUAAUGAACAGGAUAACCCAAAAAGCAAUCGCAAGAAACAAACACACCACUGCCCUCAUUGUUCAUCAAGCUUCGCAUAUUCACAUAGCUUAAAGAUUCAUAUUCGCACUCACACUGGGGAAAAGCCAUACAAGUGUAAAGUCUGUAACAAUGCAUUCAGGACUUCAGGCAAUCUGACAGAGCAUUCGAGAAUACACAAUAAGGACCAACAGCAUCAGUGCCCCUAUUGUUCAUCAAAGUUCGCGCAGUCUACCAAAUUGAGAAUCCACAUCCGCACUCACACCGGCGAAAUGCCAUACAAGUGUAAAGUCUGUGACAAAGCGUUCAGAUCACACCACAGUAUGGUACUUCAUUCAAAAAUUCACAACGAGGAUCAAAAGCAUCAGUGCCCCUAUUGUUCAUCAAAGUUCGUACAGUCUACCAAAUUGAGAAUCCACAUCCGCACUCACACCGGCGAAAGGCCAUACAAGUGUAAAGUCUGUGACAAAGCCUUCAAAUCACAAGGUGAUCUGGCACUUCAUUCGAAAAUUCACAAUAAGGACCAACAGCAUCAGUGCCCCUAUUGUUCAUCAACGUUCGCACAGUCAUCUAACCUAAAGAUUCAUAUCCGCACUCAUACCGGCGAAAAGCCAUACAAUUGCAAAGUAUGUGACAAUGCAUUCAGGACUUCAAGCAAUCUGGCAGAUCAUUCGAAAAUACACAAUAAGGACCAACAGCAUCAGUGCCCCUAUUGUUCAUCAAAGUUCGCGCAGUCUAACAAAUUGAGAAUCCACAUCCGCACUCAUACCGGUGAAAGGCCAUACAAAUGUGAAGUCUGUGACAAAUCCUUCCAUUCAUCAGACACAUUAGCAAAACACUCAAGAAUUCACAAUAAGGUCCAACAGCAUCAGUGUCCUAAGUGCCCUUCAAAGUUUGCCAUUUCAUCAGACUUUAAGAAUCACAUACGCAUUCAUACCGGCGAAAAGCCAUAUUAGUAUAAAAUCUGUGACAAUGCGUUCAGCACUUCAAGCAAUUUGGCACAACACUCCUAAAUUCAGUUAGAGAUGAAUGACCAUAUGCCAUAGGUCAAAGUCUCUUUAAAUGACAAGAAAAAAAACUCCUAAAUUCACAAGAAGAAUAAACCUUAUUAAACUACACUGUCCAUUCAAGUUUGCGUUUGUAGUU